AUGUUUUUACCUUUCAUCCUUAUUGUUUCGUCUAUUACCAUUAACAUAGCGAUAUGUUCGGAUGAACAGACAGACUAUUCUGAUACGGUUGAUCCAAAAAAGCCUUGCUGGUGCCCUGACGUAGACGACCCGAAAAUACCUUGCUCAUGUACAAAUCCUAAGAGAGACUAUGCUGAAAUGGAUUGCGAAUGUAGAAACAGACAGGAGGCUUGUGUAUGCCCUAAUGAUUUAACUGUGUUAAUGAAACGUAUAAGAAAUUAUAGUGAUCUGCAAAAUAAGCCCAUGAAAACAUCGAUGCAUAAAAAAUCUAAUACAAAGAUGUUCCUUCAAAAGGUUUCGCAGAGAGUCAAGAAUGACGCAAGACCAACACCAAUUUUGUACUUGUUAAAAGUGGAAGAA
Molecule: messenger RNA, 399 nt
Organism: Brenthis ino (lesser marbled fritillary)
Lineage: Eukaryota; Metazoa; Arthropoda; Insecta; Lepidoptera; Nymphalidae
Source: the annotation of a GenBank genome assembly